CAGAAGUGUAACCUGACUGUACGAAGGUGAAAACUGCAGAACAGACACUGAUAGAGAGCCGGGGAACAGGGACUCCCCUGGAGAACGAGUCCCUUCAGAUGGAGGAGGAGGGAAACCACCACAUUGCCUCUGGAUCCCAGGUGGAAACCAAGGAAACAGAGGAUGUUGCAACCAAAAGAGCCAGAAAAAGAAAUGAGGAUCAAAGACCAGACGAUCCCAUCAGGAAAGCUAAAGAGAAAGAGAGGAGGAAAAGGAGAAAUGAAAGAAGAAAAAAGAAUAAAGCAGCAAACCUAAAAGGAGGUGUGGACAAGGAGAAGAUGGAGGUUGUGGAGACUAGAGGCAGCCAGACUGAGGAAAGUGCACCACUAGAAACCCAACAUGAGGACGCCAAAACUGAAGCCGAAAAAGAGACGAACCCCUCAGAAGACAAACCCAGUAGAAGCCAACACCACAAACGUGCUAAAAUGGUACAAGCGCAGACUCAGACAAAGAAACGUUCAGUGCCAAAAGAAGACGACAGCAGUGAAAAAUCUCAACAUGGUCAAACUCAGCCACGUGAUGACAGUAACGGAAACCCGGUGGUCCAAGAUGAUGCUAAAGCUGCCGUCCCACCGGAGAAAAACGAAGCUGCAGAGACGAAACCACAACAAGAUCAAGCCACACCAGAUACCCAGCUGCAGGAUGCUCAAAAUAACGAUCCAGAUACAAAGUCAUCAGAGUCGGCUGUGGAGCAGAAAGAGAAACAGAAUAAAAAAGCUAAAUCUAAAGAGGAGACUCCCUCUGCAGGAGUCUCAGGUGAUCCUGCAGACUCUAAAGCUGAAAAAGAUUCUACAGCAAAGUCUUACGCUACAGCUGCGUCUGAAAAGGGGAAAAGUGAGAAGCAGUCUACGAUGUCCGAUGAUAAAACAGCAGAUAAAACCACAAAAGCAUCCCAAAGCACACGUGAACGAAGCCCAGUGAGACCUCCGCCUUCUGUCCCCAUGUUCACCUUUCACAUCUAUGCUGUGCUGGACAAGAAGUUCAAAUUCAACCAAGAAUUAGACACACUUGUUCUGUAUUGUGAGGAACAGUAUUACCCACUUACUAUGACACAUUUUGUGUAA
Molecule: messenger RNA, 1103 nt
Organism: Scomber japonicus (chub mackerel)
Lineage: Eukaryota; Metazoa; Chordata; Actinopteri; Scombriformes; Scombridae
Product: myb-like protein X
Exons: 5
Coding region: 99-1103 (334 amino acids)
Source: RefSeq, a predicted model, not a curated record